AUGUUACGAUUGGGAUUCAGUCCAAUUGGUAGAAUAAAUGGGAACUGGGCGGCGUGCUCCCGUCUGACUAACCCUUUUUACGCAAAAAGAAGCUGGCUUCACGUAGGCACUACAAUUAAGGCCAAAGAAACUGAACUUACAAGUCGUGGCAAGACUAAGAGCGAACAAAAGCUCGAGGACACACCUGAAUUUCAGAAGCUGGCUGAAGAUUUCUCGUCGCAUGAUCACAUUCAUCUCCGCGAGUCGGAGACAGAAGAGAACGAUUCCUUCCAGCUGGGGUCGAUGCUUCACCGCACACCCCAUCAUACUCACACCCAGGGGCCAAGUCAAAACCCACUUUUGGUGCUCAGCAAGGCCGAGUUUAAAAGAAAUCCAGGGGUCAGAAUUACUUGGAUAGGUUUAAUGAUCAAUGUAGGUCUUGCUCUCGGGAAAUUCGCCGGCGGUAUAGUAUUCCAUUCACAGGCUUUAGUUGCUGACGCUGUUCAUGCUGUAUCUGACCUUAUUUCAGAUUUUCUGACGCUUUUUUCGGUCGGGUUAGCUUCACGAACCCCUACUUCGAAUUACCCUUAUGGUUACGGGAAAAUUGAGACCUUAGGAUCCUUGGCUGUAUCCUCGAUUUUAGCCACUGCGGGUCUCUCUAUUGGUUGGACUUCUCUAUGUGCAAUAGCAGGGCCUGUUAUUCCACAUACUUUGCUAGAAGUAUUUUCAUCUCAUUCUCAUUCCCAUUCGCACAGUAUUGCUCAGGAUGUGACUAACAUCAACGCUGCCUGGAUUGCUGGAGGAUCCAUUAUUAUUAAAGAGUGGAUCUUUAGAGCUACGAAGAAGGUUGCAGAUGAGACUAACUCGAACGUGCUUUUGGCCAACGCCUGGCAUCAUCGUGUGGACUCUUUGACGUCAUUAGUCGCUCUAGUAACAAUCUCGUCUGGUUAUUUGCUUAACAUCCAAUCUUUAGACGCAGUUGGUGGUUUGAUCGUUUCAGCAUUGGUGGUAAAGACUGGUUUUGAUGGCAUUGUCACUGCAGUCAAUGAAUUGGUAGAUAAGUCGGUCUCCAAGAAAGAUCCGCGCUAUAUCCAAAUUGAAAGUAACCUGAAAGAGGUACUCGAGAAAAUGGUAUCUAAUAACAAUGCCAAGAGGCCGUACGGACUACGCAAUCUGAUAGUACUGACAUCGGGACCAAACAUACAUGCGAAGGCUCUCUUAGAAGUCCCACUUCAGAGAUGGGACAAUGUUCUCACUGUUCAAGAAUUUGAGAUUGUUACAGAUCACAUACGUGGGGCCUUGUACAAGAAUAUCUCAAAUUUGCGUAAAAUUGAUAUUGAAUUUGUUGAGGAACGUCCAGAGCUCACCGAGGAGCAAAAGGAAGAAAUCGAAAGACAAAAAGAAUUGGGUGCUGCACCACUUCCCGAAUCAAGUGUUAAGCCAACAGAACACUCUCACGGUCACAGUCACUCCCACUUCGGAUUAGGAGAUCAUACCCACAAGCAUUGA
Molecule: messenger RNA, 1488 nt
Organism: Lachancea fermentati
Lineage: Eukaryota; Fungi; Ascomycota; Saccharomycetes; Saccharomycetales; Saccharomycetaceae
Source: the annotation of a GenBank genome assembly